GUUUAGUUGAAGCGAGGCUGGGAGCUACCACACCUAUGCAGUGUACAUACUUUGGCAAAGUGCCAGAAUUUACCCCUGGGUACACACUUCUUCGAUCGAUAGGUUAUCUCUCUCAUGUGACAUGUAACACUUUGGCAGACUGCCAUUUGUGACGUCAUAUAACUUCUGGGUAUAUGCAUUCAUGAGGUGGAUCAAGCCCUGCAAUAAAUCUCCACUGCGUUCCAUCUGUGAUGCUAUAGAUAUGGAUAUGGAUGCUAAGAGUGAUGAUUCUUACAACAGUCCAGCUGAAGAUGAGAACACUGCUAUAGAGAGAAGUUUUAUGAACCUCAGAGAUAUUGAGGUGAGAUGUAUGAAAGCAGCUCGUAUGUGUUACGCCUCAUCGAGUACAUAUGAGCAUAAUGGCUUCUAUAUCAGAUGUGUUGGAGCAGUAGCAUUUGGUGUGACAUCAUCGCUUUCUGGUCCUGUAAUUGAGCAUUUUGUUAAGCCCUACACCCAGUCACACAUUUUAGAUUCCGAGUUCUUACUAUAUUUGAUUGGAACUGGACUUGCCAUCGUCAUCUUCUUUGGUGUGGUACGCGCAGUAGAGAAGGCUAUCGGAGCAUGGUACGACGAGAAGGCUCCAAAGUUCAACGAAGCUGCGGCCGAGUGGCAAGAACUAGAAUUGCGGAUCAAAGCUUUCCUUGCUGCUGCUGUCAAAGACACAAUUACAGUUAGUGAUGAUUCUUACAACAGUCCAGCUAAAGAUGAGAACACUGCUAUAGAGAGAAGUUUGAUGAACCUCAGAGAUAUUGAGGCGAGAUGUAUGAGAGCAGCUCCUAUGUGUUACGCCUCAUCGAGUGAAUAUGAGGACAAAGGUUUCAAGAUCAGAUGUGCUGGAGCAGCAGCGUCUGGUGGGAUAUCAUUGUUUUCAGGUUUUGCAGGUAGUGCAGUAAUGGAGCCUGUUGUUAAGCACUACUCCCAGGUCCUCAUUUUACGGUCCAAGUAUUUCCCACGUUUGACUGGAUUUGGAAUUGGCAUCGCCACCUUCUUUGGUAUGCUACAAGCAACAGACAGAGUUAUCGGCACAUGGUAUUACGAGAAGGCUCCGAAGUACAACAAAGCUGCGGCCGUGUGGCAAGAACUGGAGCUGCGGAUCAAAGCUUUCCUUGCUGCUGCUGUCAAAGACACAAUUACAGUUCAAGCCUGCAAAGAAUUCACAGAUGAGUGCGCGAAGAAACGCAAGGACAUAUGUCUUAUUGCUCGUCCAGAUCAAGAGGUCUACAAAAAGUUUGAAUCUGAUAAUGAGCGCCUUAUCAAACGCCUGGAAAACAUCCGGGAUUUUCACCAGAAAAGGAGAGAAAAACGCCUGUUUUCUUGUUAGUGCCUGCAUACUCCUCAUUUUGAAAAAUUAAUUAAGGGUCUUGGCACCAAUCAUCGCUUUGGGCGUGGCGUGUUGUACAUGUGAAACAACAUUAUGCUAUGUCAUAUUUAUUCUCUUGUUAAACAUUGUUGUUUUCUACCUGCAGUAAAGCAUUCCCGACAUACUAGUAUAUGCCUCACCUGCUGUUUUGCCUUUGACGCUGUGUAUUUUGUAAUGGACUGUAUUAAUUUUGUUCCCCAGAAUUCCCCCCAAAUGUAUUAUUUUCGCAUCAUGUCGGAUGGUUUCAUAAGUCCUUUCUCAUUCUCCAUACUGAAAAGCCGCAGGCCCAUAGUGCAUAUACUACAACGUGUAAUCAGAUAGGAUGAGUAAUUACAUUCUCACUGAUAUGGCCUGACAAAUAUACACUGAUAAGUUACGACCUGAUUUAAUUGAUUUACAGGCUGAUUUUAUCAGUAAAACACACAUAUUUACAUUUGGAUGAACAAAGAACCGUUUCAUAUCUUUCAACUCAGUAUAUUUAGUCAAUACUAAUUAAAAGUAUUAUUCAUCAUGCACAAUUUCUUACAAAGGUUUGUCUUAGUGAUAUUAAUCACACUUUUUGACUGUCUGUACCUUUUCUUUGUGCAAACAGUAUUUACUUCACCUGAUUUGUUGCAUUACUUAUAUGUUGUUCCCGUGGUAGCUUUUCAGUGUAUGUGACACUGUACCAAUUUAAUCAUUUUCAAUAAAUCAUUUGCUUCAGUAAU
Molecule: messenger RNA, 2106 nt
Organism: Haliotis rubra (blacklip abalone)
Lineage: Eukaryota; Metazoa; Mollusca; Gastropoda; Lepetellida; Haliotidae
Exons: 3
Coding region: 182-1360 (392 amino acids)
Source: RefSeq, a predicted model, not a curated record